Salvia splendens (bonfire salvia) is the source of this 1241-nucleotide messenger RNA. RefSeq lists its product as uncharacterized. The record is from RefSeq and is a predicted model, not a curated record. Lineage: Eukaryota; Viridiplantae; Streptophyta; Magnoliopsida; Lamiales; Lamiaceae. The transcript is spliced from 2 exons. Gene Ontology annotation, cellular component: nucleus. Bases 5 to 1042 code for a protein of 345 amino acids. Gene Ontology annotation, biological process: regulation of DNA-templated transcription.
UCCCAUGGCGCCCAAACCACAAAGAGAUGAGUUUCACUCUCCACAUCAAGUCACUAAUUCCAAAUCCGGAGAAUCGGAAGAGUGCUUCACGCCGUUGAAAGCGAAAGCCGGGUCGGGUGGCAAGAUGUCGUCUAACGGUAAGAUAUUCAGCGAGGACGACGUCGUUUGCUUGUUGAAAAGGCUGGCCGAUUUCUGGGCUAGUGGAAAGAGCAACAAGUGGGUUGAGUUCCACCGGUUCGUCAAGGAUGAUCUUUCCAAAGAAUAUACGCACCGCCAGGUGUCCGAGAAGAUCCGAAGCCUCAAUGACAAGUUCCACUAUGCUCGGGUGAAGCCAUCGGACCCUCAUGAAGCCACGGUGUACAUGCUCUCCAAAUUGUUGUGGGAAGAUGAAUUGAAUGACCAAAACAAGAAGAGAAAACCCAAGAAGAAGAGGAAGACCAAUACCAAUGAAACCACUCUUGCUUUCCAUGAAUCAUACAACAAAACCAAUGAAGAUGAUCAGGCCAACACCAUUCUUGCUAGCGGUGAGUCAUACAAGAAAAUCAAACACAAUAAGAAGAGGAAGAAGACCAAUGAAGAUGAGGCCAACACUAUUCUUUCUAUUGCUGAAUCAUACAACAAAACCGAUGAAGGUGAUCAUGCCAACACCAUUCUUGCUACCGGUGAAUCAUACAAGAAAAUCAAACGCAAUAAGAAGAGGAAGACCAAUGAAGAUGAGGCCAACACCAUUCUUGCUACCGGUGAAUCAUACAAGAAAAUCAAACACAAUAAGAAGACGAAGACCAAUGAAGAUGAGGCCAACACCAUUCCUGCUAUUGGUGAAGGAGAGCGAGAGGAUGAGAUUGGAUUGGAUGAAUUUGAGUGUGAAUAUCCCUACUUGUGUGCCUCAUUUAAGAUGCCUGGUUGUCCGAAGCUCUCCAUCAAGGAACGUGCUUCGAUUGGGAGAAAGUGCGCUCAAGAACUCGAAGACGAGUGGAGGGAACUCAAAGCUCAGCAGCUCCGCUUCGAGCUUAAAAAGCUUACUCACCCCGGGGACAGUUAGAAUCAAAGCCAUCACGGAGUAAUUUUAGUAAGGAGUCAAAGCCAUCAUGGAGAUUGAGAAGGAGAAGUUGAUAGAACUUCAUUUACUUAUUCUCGUUUUCAUUUAGUUAUUAUCGUUUUCAUUUAUUUUCGUCAUUUUCUGAAACAGGAUUAAUUGAUGUAGUUUUUGCUUAUAUCAAUUCUGUUUGAUAUUUACCAAU